This is a messenger RNA of Pangasianodon hypophthalmus (striped catfish), 2283 nucleotides long. It is a transcript of the gene n4bp2l2, whose product is annotated as NEDD4 binding protein 2-like 2. Gene Ontology annotation, cellular component: nucleus. The coding region runs from base 159 to 1538 and encodes 459 amino acids. Gene Ontology annotation, biological process: negative regulation of transcription by RNA polymerase II. Gene Ontology annotation, molecular function: transcription corepressor activity. The transcript is spliced from 6 exons. The record is from RefSeq and is a predicted model, not a curated record. NCBI's taxonomy places the organism in Eukaryota, Metazoa, Chordata, Actinopteri, Siluriformes, Pangasiidae.
AGUAGAGAGUCGGGUGUUACUAUUUCACACCCACGAAGAAAACAACUUCCGGCGCUCCGACUGUUUCGUUUUCACUAACCGUCGUUCAGACUGUUUACUGUUUCUUCCUCUUUUUCCACGAACGUAGAUGAUUGCUGACUGACUUUCUAUUAUUUUAGAUGCCUAAUGUUACUCCAACUGGAUCUUCUCCUCCACCUGUGAGUGGAAAUGUCGAAGAUCCACAGCAGCUCGACCAAGCUGAAACUGUGAGCUACAGCAGGACUUUUCCAGAGGACGCUCCUGAUCCUGGACUUCCUGGACUUCCCGAACAGCAGAGCGUGUUGGACUGCGUGGAGGUGGUGGAGUUGAAUCACAGCCCAGAGAAGCUUAACACAGGUGAAGAGAAAACCUUGGGAGAUGACAAGCGAAGCAGAGAAGAGGUCGUUAAAGAGAUCAGCAUCAGCAGCGCCGCUUUCAUCGGCCCGGCAUGUCGACCGCAGCCUGCGAUAGAGAAUGAACUGAGCGAGUUUUAUAAAGAGCUCGCGCAAAUCGACCAGCAGGACACUGGAGAUGGGAAUAGUGAGAAUGUCUCUCAGUUCUGCGCUCCACCAGACACUGUAGAUGGGAAAAGUGAGAAUGUCUCUUGGUCCUGGGCUCCACCAAUCAACCCACCAGCCGUAAAAGAGAAGGGAAAUGAUCACAGGAACACCUGCAGGCCCUAUCCAGCUACACGGCCACAAACAGACUACAGGAACACACCACAAUGGAGACCGCAGUCUUAUGACAUGACCUGCAACUGGUCAAACUCACACAGCUAUCAAAAUCAGUGGCAGCUUCCUCCACCAAACUUCCACUCCUAUCCUCCACCUCGACCUGAGAAUCCCACACACCCGCCGUACUUCCAGCCUCAGGGACACCAGCACAGUCAGCUUGAGAACAGCAGCUUCCCUUCGUUUCACAGUCCUGCUUCAUAUGCUCCAUAUGAAGCGUUUGAAAGAUGGCAGCAUGAGAAGCAGAGUUAUCAGACCGUGAACCAACACGAGCGUAACGACGGUCCGUCUUUGGUGUUGAUUUUGAUGAGAGGAGUCCCAGGUUCCGGGAAAUCAACUCUAGCCAGGCAAAUAUCGGCCAGCGGUCCGAGUGGACUGAUCCUCAGCACAGAUGAUUACUUCUACCAGAAGGACGGCUACCACUUCGAGCCCACUCUGCUCGGAGCCGCACACGACUGGAACCAAAACAGAGCCAAAAAAGCCAUGCUGAAUGGGCAUACACCGGUUAUCAUUGAUAAUACUAACGUUCAGGCCUGGGAAAUGAAGCCAUACGUGACAGUGGCUUUAGAGAUGGGAUAUAGAGUGGAGUUUGUUGAGCCUGACACCAGCUGGAAAUGUGAUCCUGUUGAGUUAGAAAAGAGGAAUCAUCACGGAGUCUCGAGGGAAACUAUAGCAAACAUGCUGGACAAAUUCGAGCUCCCGAUCAGCGUGGACAUUGUGAUGAAUUCCUGUGAGCCUGCUCAUAAAAGAAGAGAACAUCAUUCUAGACCAUACAGACACAGAAGAUGACAAAUAACCAGAAUUUUCUUAUUUGCUGAUUUAUAAACUUUUAACAAGAAUGGACUUUAUUUUUUUUUUAGUGAUAUUUAUAAUGACACCAUUUUAAACAGUGUUUACUUUGGGGUUAGCUUUUUUAUUUAAACAUGACUUGAUGUCUGGUUUUGAAUGGAUUGUAAAAAUAAUUAUGAAGUCAUUAAUAGUAAUGAUGCUAAUUAUAAGUCACUAAUGUUAAUAAACUGUGGUCUAUAAAGUCAUAGAUCUUCAGGAAAUCCUCUGAAAUUCAUUUUAUGCUUGAGUUUAUUUUUCGAAUUGUAAGCAGUGUUUUAUGGAAAGGCUUGUAAAAGCUUUGUAUGGGACGUCAGAUGCCAGCUUUUCCUUUCUACGUAAAAUCUGACUAUAACCCAGUGUAAUCACAGACACUGAUUAAAUACCAAGAGCUCACUUUACUUUCUUUUUCCUCUGGAGAAUUUCAUCUCUCUGAUCUGAUAUAAACACUACCAAGGAACCCUCAGGUGAAAUGAACAAAAAUCCUGAAACAAAAAAUUUUUUUUUAAAAUGAAAAAUAUUUAAUGACGACUAGUACAUAUUGUUCUACCUUCCUGUUCAGAAUUUGUUAUUAUGAAUGUUUAUUAUGUUUAAUGCUUUGUGAUUAUAUUAUGCUAUUAUUAUAUGCUGUGUUUAUAAUACUAUUACAAAAAUUUUGUACGGUAGAAUUGUAAUAAACACAUAAAUGCAUUUCAAAAAUAGUGGUAAA